UGCGGUAACAGAGGUGAAUGGAAGAACAACAAAUGUGAGUGCAUUGGCUCAUUUUUCGGUGAUGAAUGUCAGUUCACUAGCCGAUGUGACAACGCGUGCAUAUGCAACAAACAUUUUGAAGGCGAUUAUUGUGAGAGGAUUAUUUGUUACCAUGGUUAUCCAAACAUGAAGAAUAUGUCCCAGUCGUGCAUAUGUCCCAACCAAGUGGGACCAAAGAUUCAACCGUAUCCAAUAUGUACGGUCAACUAUAAUCCGAGUCAUGCACGGCAGUCUCGGAAGAAGACAAAUCAACAGUAUAAAUACCGUUUCGCAAUUAUGGUUGGUGCCAUCACUUUCCUCGUAGUGAUUGCUGUUUCGAUGUGCGCGUUUCAUAUCUGGCAUCAGCGAAGGAAAAAUCCUGAA
This is a messenger RNA of Ostertagia ostertagi, 402 nucleotides long. The record is from the annotation of a GenBank genome assembly. Lineage: Eukaryota; Metazoa; Nematoda; Chromadorea; Rhabditida; Trichostrongylidae.